Molecule: messenger RNA, 2286 nt
Organism: Trichosurus vulpecula (common brushtail)
Lineage: Eukaryota; Metazoa; Chordata; Mammalia; Diprotodontia; Phalangeridae
Gene: COMP
Product: cartilage oligomeric matrix protein
Exons: 19
Coding region: 1-2286 (761 amino acids)
Biological process (GO): cell adhesion
Cellular component (GO): extracellular region
Molecular function (GO): calcium ion binding
Source: RefSeq, a predicted model, not a curated record
AUGCCGUUAUCUCCCUCUUGUGGGCUGCUUCUCGCCUUCGCCUGCCACCUCGUCACCGCUCAGAGACUGGCACCAGUGGGGGGAGACGUGGCGCCCCAGAUGCUCCGGGAGAUGAAGGAGACCAAUUUGCUGCUGCAGGAGGUGCGGGAGCUCCUGAAACAGCAGAUUAAAGAAAUCACCUUCCUGAAGAACACGGUGAUGGAGUGUGAUGCUUGUGGCAUGCAGCCCGUGAGUAGCCCGUGGACAAGCGUGCGGCCGCUGAGCCGCUGUGAGCCCGACUCCUGCUUCCCUGGCGUCACCUGCACCGACACCCCGGGAGGCGGCUUCCGCUGUGGGCCCUGCCCUCCAGGCUACUCCGGCAACGGAUCCCAUUGCACCGACGUGAACGAGUGUAACGCGCACCCCUGCUACCCCCGGGUCCGCUGCAUCAACACUAGCCCGGGAUUCCGCUGUGAAGACUGCCCCCCUGGAUACAGCGGGCCCGCCCACGAGGGCGUGGGCCUGGCUUUUGCCAAGGCCAACAAGCAGGUUUGCACUGACAUCAAUGAGUGUGAGACUGGCCAGCACAACUGUGUCCCCAACUCUGUGUGCACCAACACUCGGGGAUCCUUCCAGUGUGGGCCCUGCAAGCCAGGCUUUGUGGGGGAUCAGGCCUCUGGCUGCCGGAGACGGGCCCAACGGAUGUGUCCUAAUGGGGAGCCCAGUCCCUGUCACGAAAAUGCUGACUGUAUCCUGGAGAGAGACGGCUCCACCUCAUGUGUGUGUGCCGUGGGCUGGGCGGGCAAUGGGCUCAUAUGUGGUAAGGACACUGACCUGGACGGCUUUCCAGACGAGAAGCUUCGGUGCCCAGACAGGAAGUGCCGAAAGGAUAACUGCCUAAAGGUGCCCAACUCUGGCCAAGAGGACGUGGACAAAGAUGGCAUUGGGGACGCCUGUGACCCAGACGCUGAUGGAGAUGGCGUCCUAAAUGAGCAGGAUAACUGCGUCCUGGUCCGGAAUCCAGACCAGCGAAAUACGGAUGAAGACAAAUGGGGCGACGCCUGUGACAACUGUCGUUUGGAGAAGAAUGACGACCAGCGGGAUACGGACCGGGAUGGCCGAGGAGACGCCUGUGACGAUGACAUCGAUGGGGACCGGAUCCGGAAUGCUGCCGACAAUUGUCCAAGGAUCCCCAACCCAGACCAACGGGACAGUGAUAGAGAUGGGGUGGGAGAUGCUUGUGAUAACUGUCCACAAAAAAGCAAUGCUGACCAGAAAGAUGUGGAUCAUGACCUAGUAGGGGACGCGUGUGACAGUGACCAGGACCAGGAUGGUGAUGGGCACCAGGACUCUCGGGACAACUGCCCCACGGUGCCCAAUAGCUCACAGCAGGACACCGAUAAGGACGGGCAGGGGGAUGACUGUGACGAUGAUGAUGAUAAUGAUGGAAUCCCAGACAGCCGUGCCCCAGGGCCGGACAAUUGUCGCCUUGUCCCCAACCCGAACCAGGAGGAUGCUGACGGUGAUGGCGUAGGUGACGUGUGUCAGGAUGACUUUGAUGCCGACAAGGUCGUGGACAAGAUCGACGUGUGCCCGGAGAACGCAGAGGUCACCCUCACGGACUUCCGCGCCUUCCAGACUGUUGUUUUGGACCCCGAAGGAGACGCGCAGAUAGACCCCAACUGGGUGGUUCUUAACCAGGGGAUGGAGAUCGUGCAGACGAUGAACAGUGACCCAGGACUGGCUGUGGGCUACACAGCCUUCAAUGGCGUAGACUUCGAAGGCACGUUUCACGUGAACACCCUCACAGAUGAUGACUAUGCCGGCCUCAUCUUUGGAUACCAGGACAGUUCCAGCUUCUAUGUGGUCAUGUGGAAACAGAUGGAACAGACAUACUGGCAGGCAAACCCCUUCAGAGCUGUGGCUGAACCUGGUAUCCAGCUCAAGGCGGUGAAGUCGUCCACGGGCCCCGGAGAGCAGCUGAGGAAUGCCCUCUGGCACACGGGGGACACAAAUGAUCAGGUGAAGCUCCUCUGGAAAGACCCAAGGAACGUGGGCUGGAAGGACAAGACAUCCUAUCGAUGGUUCUUGCAGCACAGGCCACAAGUGGGCUACAUCAGGGUCCGCUUUUACGAGGGGCCUGAGCUUGUGGCUGACAGUAACGUGGUGCUGGACACAACCAUGAGAGGAGGCCGGCUUGGCGUCUUCUGCUUUUCCCAGGAAAACAUUAUUUGGGCCAAUCUCCGUUACCGAUGUAAUGACACCAUUCCAGAGGACUAUGAGGCCUAUCGUCUGCAACACAACUAA